GAAGAAUGUUGCCUUCCCGUUAAAAUCAACCUACUUAAAAUGUAGCGGUUUAAUCUCUAAAAAAAGCGUAUUCAAAAGCGAAAAUUGUGUGAUUUAUUGUGUAAACGAUGUAGUUAAUAAGCGCGAUGUGUAAUAAGAGUAAUAAAACUGAUAAAUCAGUGAUUUUCGCGGUGGAUUUCGUGAACAAAGAAGUUUGCAAAAUGGAGAAGGAAUUAGAUAUUAAAGUGCAAGUGCAGGAAGAUCAACUUUUGGGUUCGGUUACCACCUACAAUAACUGCGAGGGGAGUGAUAUUAAGAGCCAGCAAAUUCGGAGCAGUGCUAGAGUUUACAAAAAAAUGAGAUUGGAUAAUGCCACUCCAGUCAUAGAGAAAAUAGAGAAGAAAGAGGAUGUGAAACAGGAUAAUAAGAAGUGUUAUAGACCUCUAUGGACCUCGGAUGACAAGGAUAUAUUUUUUGAGGCUCUUUAUGAAUACGGUAAAGAUUUUGAAAGCAUUCAAACGCAUAUUAGCACGAAAUUACGCAAAAAAGGUGUCCCAGAACAUUUAAUUAAAACCAAGGACCAAAUUCGUCACCUGUACUACAGAACCUGGCAUAAAAUCUCAAAAUACCUCAAAUUCACCGAAGGAAUAAAAAAAGUUGUACAAGAAUUGUAUGGAUUAAUCAACUAUGGAGAAUUACGUAAAAGAAUAGGCUCUGUAAGUGGUAAAACCUGUAUGAAACUCAACGAAUUAAUUUACAGCGGUUCCAUAGUGCACAGAAUUAAAGGUAAAAACAUCAGAAUUAAAACUCCUAUGUGUAGAGCAUUACGGCGUCUAAAUCAACUUGAUGAAAGAUUUGAUGAAAUAAUUCUCCCCAAUAGAGUAACCGUCGAGUUAAAACCAAAAGACAUGUCUUCAUUUCUACGAGUACAAGUGGCAGCUCAAAACCCUCGUCUCAAAGCAGUGCUACCACUACAAAAACGACUAUCCAGCAUCAUAUCAUGUAUGAAUAAACGAUGGAAAACACUAGAUGCUAAUUUAUACGAUAAAUCCGUAAUUUCCAGCAAUGUGGUCACAAAUGACUGCAUACCAAGUAAAGAAAUCAUUGAAGAAAACAAAAAAAUCAUCAAUCCUUCAGUGAGAUUAUCGCCGCCUACUGGAUGUCAAAUAGAGCUGCCCUCUAUCAAUCUGAGCGAGUACUAUACGCGUCAAAGCAUUUGCUUGGCGUCUUUUGAAAAUCGUUUGGGGUUUAAAACAGAGGAUCAUUACAAGAAAACGUCGAAGAAAUCGUACAGGCAGAGAUCUGAAAGUAUAAGCGACAAAUCGCCGCUAAAAAUCGAAGAAAAUACUGAAACCUCGCAGGAGAGCGAUCCGAAUAUUGUCAAUAAGGUUGUCGAUGAUGCGGUUAAUACUAUUUUGGCUUUGCAAAAGCCUGAGCAAGAGGUUAAAAAGGAGCUUAAUGUUGAUGAUGAUGCUGAGGUGAACCAAAACAAAUCAAAAAUUGAGGGAAUUAAAAACGGUUGGACGGAAGAAAUUUGCGGUACUUUGAGUAUAGGGGAGGUUUAUCUGAUGUUUGGGCACGACUCUAAAUUAAUUUUGGAGUAUAGUUGGGACGAUAAACCAAUAAAAACCGAGGAAAACAAGGACCCCAAAGAACCGUACAAUCCAGAACUGAGCGUCUCAUUGAAUAAACUGCUCUCGGUCGCUAAAAUGCAUUAUCGCAAAAACAUCAUAAAAUGCCCUUGCGGGCACGUCUGCGGAUCCAAAACAUCACUAAAACGCGCCAUGGAGUCAAAAUUCCGUAAAAUGCUCACAGAUAUCGACAAAUGUACUGAAGAAACAGAAUCUGAAGACACCGAGGUGGAGACGUUUGCGCCCCCUACUAACUUUCCAGCAACUAAAUACCACGCCAUAACGCCUGCGCAGUAUUACCAACCUAACCCGCCCAUGGUGCAUUUACUAACCCAAUUAAAACCCAAGUACGGUAACAAACGAGGUAAAACGCCCAGAUCAAAGCAGGUUGUAGUCGAAAGAAAGUUGCCUUUACUGCCUAAUAACGUGGAAUCCGGGCAUCAAAUUGUAAGAAUGAAUAUUAUUUCUCAGGAAAAUAAUACCAUCAAAGAUGAUGCAACCACUACUAGCACCACGGUUUAUAACAGUGUCAAUUUGACAAAUUCAGAGACUCAAUUCACCACUACAUUGAACACCAUAGAAUUAUCCACAUUCUCCAGUGGAAAUAAUAAUCUAGUUACCAAGGACAACAUACUACAACCAACUGUCGAAACUCAAAACGUCAUUGUAGACAGCGCCCUCUCUAUAACCUCAAGCCCAUCCAGGCUUUUGACAGACAACGACAACCAAUGGAUCAACUCUGAAGUUGCCGAUUACUCCCUUAGCAGCCUACUGGGUAAUUUAGAGUCCCCAAUGAAAUCCAACCUCACCAACGAAGACUCAAGAAUGUCUGAAGAUGUAGAUGCUCAGUUGAGAUCCCUGCUGACUGAAUCGAGCCUCGAUUUUUCUGCCAAUUUUGCGGAUCUGGCGGCGCAAGUAAACGAGGCUAAAAAAUAAGUGCCAACGAUUUUUUUUUUGUUAAUUUGUCUAUUUAAUGGAACUUUUUUAAUAAACAUUUAUCCCAGUA
This is a messenger RNA of Brassicogethes aeneus, 2616 nucleotides long. Lineage: Eukaryota; Metazoa; Arthropoda; Insecta; Coleoptera; Nitidulidae. The record is from the annotation of a GenBank genome assembly.